UUUUUUGGGAGCUCCGUAGAAGCCAGAAAGAACCAUGCUGACGUUUUUGGCGCUGGCGUCGGUCGUCCUCCUGGGAAUAGUGCCUGAGCAGUCCCAGGCCAUAGUGAUUUACACCAGCUGGGAGCGUCACGCCCUGUUGGGCUCCGACAUCCGGCUGUCCUGCUCCUUCUUCUCCUGGCGCUGGACCUCUGAGGACGUGACUUUCUCCUGGACGUACAGGCCCGAUGGCUCCCGGGACAGCAUCUCUAUCUUCCACUACACCAGCGGCAUGGCCUAUGUGGACAACAAGGGCCCCUUCAGGGACCGCGUGGAGUUUGUGGGGAACCCCGGCCGCCGUGACGGCUCCAUCCUGAUCAAGAACCUGGACUACAACGACAACGGCACCUUCACCUGCGACGCCAAGAACCCCCCUGACAUAGUGGGCCGGCCCUCCAGCGUCCGCCUGCUGGUCUUUGAGAAGGUGCCCAUCCAGGCUGGCGUGAUCACAGGAGCCAUCAUCGGGGUGGUGCUGGGCCUGCUGGUGCUCAUCGUGGUCAUCUACUACCUGAUGAGGUUCCUGGUGGCGCGCCGCGUCUUCAGCCUCAGCGUCAGCAAACAUGGCAAGAAAAAGAAGGAGGGAUCACAGCAGAGACAGCUCUGGACACCACCCCCCACUUGCUACCCCCUCCCCUAA
Messenger RNA from Anoplopoma fimbria (sablefish), 673 nucleotides. RefSeq names its product myelin protein zero (gene mpz). Lineage: Eukaryota; Metazoa; Chordata; Actinopteri; Perciformes; Anoplopomatidae. The record is from RefSeq and is a predicted model, not a curated record. Gene Ontology annotation, cellular component: membrane. Gene Ontology annotation, biological process: myelination.